This is a messenger RNA of Eruca vesicaria subsp. sativa (arugula), 757 nucleotides long. Lineage: Eukaryota; Viridiplantae; Streptophyta; Magnoliopsida; Brassicales; Brassicaceae. The record is from the annotation of a GenBank genome assembly.
AAGAAUUAGCCUUUUGUUGACAUCUUCUUCUCUCUGUUUUAAAGAGUUUCAUCCUUAUCCAUUCCAUCUAUUUCUCUCUCUCUCUUACAUUUCAGUUGAUUUGAUCUUCUUCUUAAAUUCUCACCUUCGGUUUUAGAUUUGGGAUCCUUCUUUAAAAAUGAACAAAGGCAGCAGCUUUAAGCUUGACAACGAUUACGAAAAGAGGAAAGCUGAAGCGGAUAGGAUCAGGGAGAAGUACCCUGAUAGAAUUCCGGUGAUUGUGGAGAAGGCUGAGAAAAGUGAUAUCCCAAACAUUGACAAGAAAAAAUACCUCGUGCCAUCAGACCUAACGGUAGGGCAAUUCGUGUAUGUGAUUCGAAAGAGGAUCAAACUGAGUGCAGAGAAAGCUAUCUUCAUAUUCGUUGACAACGUUCUUCCUCCUACAGGAGAGAUCAUGUCAAGCGUCUACGAGGAGAAGAAAGACCAAGAUGGCUUCCUUUACAUCACGUACAGUGGCGAGAACACGUUUGGUGCUUCCUCAAUCUGAAUCCUCUGACCUGAUGAUGAGAAACGCAUAUGUGUUCUGAUGUUUCCCACAAUCUUUCAACUUUGUGUAUAUAAUAAGAAGUAUCAUUCUCGAUCAGCAGAAUCUUCUCAAGAUUUGUGAUUUAUUUCCUUUUUUAAUAAUGUAAAUUACGACUAAUAUGAAAUAUUCUCUUCAUUGACAUUAUUAUUAGGGUAAAUUUGGAAAAAUACAUUUAUCUAAGAUUUUGUUUUG